CCGCGUUUCUCUGGAGGGAGCUGCAGGCAGUGAGAUCACAUCCUCGCGAUGCAGCUGCCAGCGAGUCAUAGAGCGAAUACUAGUUCAUAACUGAACUCCGGCUCAAAUCUGCGACAUACGCAUACCCUUUCACGACUAUAUUGUAGCGACAUAUAAACGCUUUGAUUUUAGAUUAUAUACACGGGUUCUUCCAGUCAUUCGGGACUAUGGAAUGCGGUUUCACUUAAAUACCUCCCCCUUGUUCUUGGUGGGCUCGCGCAUUUCGUCUCGGCUCGUUGUGUUGGAUCUCGGUGUGAAACCGAACGCAAUGUGGGCCAGAAACGAUUUUGAGGACGGAUUCGACGCUUAUAAGAUAGGUUCGAGCACGUCCUCUCCUGGAUGGGUCCCAGGCUGCGACUCCGCAUGGCAAGCUUCCUCUUCCGCCGCUGGCAUUAGCAGCCGCGGGCGACGUCACAGCGCUGCCUCGGACAGUGGCGAUACCGGCAUUGGAACCUCGUGUUCUGACAGCGUAGAAGACCACUCCAGCUCCAGCGGCACAUUGUCCUUCCAGCCUCUGCGCUCGCAAGGUCCCAUCCCUACGGCCCACGUCAUGCCAUCUCCGUCCAGCUCCAAACUCAGCGCGCCCUCUGCCCCCACCAGCCCCUGGAGCAGCUGCCAGCUCCCUUCUCCCCUCGACAGCCCCCUGGACAUGAAAGACCCCCGGCCAGUACGCCGCUGGUCUUCCCUCACCCGUCUUACCGGCCAGGAAAAGUCCACCCCUUCCGGGAGACCAUCGUACCGCAUGGACCCUCACGGCUCCCUGGAUCGAGGUGUGCUCUACGGCUACCGACAGGACCCUCUUUAUUCAGACGGCUUCCUCUCUGAGAGCCUGCACAAACUUUCCACCAACUCUGACUUUACGAAGUAUGACCUGGGCAGUAGUAACACCCUAGGUAAAACGGACUCGUCUUGUUCAUCUCCGCUCAAGCCCAGCACGUUAGACCUCACCUACAGUGCCUUACCAGAGAGCAAGACCCCCACGAUCAGUCUGGCCGGGCCCGGGCAGAGAGGUCCCACACUCAGGCACCAGGCCGUGGGAGGGUCGCCCAUCCAGCCGGCCGUACGGACGCAGAUGUGGCUGAGCGAGCAGAUGGAGUACCGGCCAGGGCCAGAGGGAUGUGGCUCGUGGCAACAGGAACAGCAGCAGCGAGAGCGACUACGGCAGGAAGCAGAACUCCCACAGAUGCUGAGUGGAAAUUCUCUCCCUGUCAAUACCUUGGUAAAGAUUAAGGAGGGACUCCUGAGGCAGAGGGAACUGGAGAUUGACCGGCAAAAGCAACAAAUCCUUCAGCUUCAUGCCAGGAUAAGGGAAAACGAGUUAAGGGCGCAACAAGUCCUCCAAAACCAGAGGGGGCGCUAUGAUGACUCGUAUCUACUCAAGGCCAAGGAUUCUCCAUAUGACAGUCCAGUAUCUGGCCAGAGUCCGAAAUCUCAGCUGCCCGAGCGAGUGAGCCCACAGUGCUGUGAGAACGGAGAGCUGGGGCGGAAAUUGGCCGCGGCAGAGAUGGAGGUCAUCCACCUCAGCGAAUUUCUCAAACAAAAUACACAGAAAUACACCGAAGACAUCAAGAAACUGGAGGAGAAGAUGAAAACACGUGACCGCUACAUCAGCAGUCUGAAGAAGAAAUGCCAGCGCGAGCAGGAGCAGAAUCAAGAGAAGCAGCAGCGCAUUGAGACGCUGGAGAAGUACCUGGCAGACCUGCCCUCGCUGGACGAGGUCCAGACACAGGCUCAGCAGUUGCAGGAAGUGCAGGGGAAGAAGCAGGCAUUGGACGACACUGUAGCCCAGCUGGAGAAAACCCUGGAGGAGAACCGAGCCCUGCUGCAGGAGAAAGACGCCAUCAUCGAGACCCAAUCCAAGCGGGAGAAAGAGCUUGUGGCUGCUGUUCAAAGCCUACAAGAGAAGGUGGAGAAGUGUUUGGAGGAUGGAGUACGGCUGCCCAUGCUGGACCUGAAGCAGCUAGAGAAGGAAAACACUCGUCUACUAGAACAACAGAGCCAGAACAGCCUGCUGAUCGACAAUCAGAAGGAGCAAAUUGACAAACUCACUCUGGAGAUGUCGGCCCUGGAAAAGAAGUUGCAGAGGGAGAGGGGGAUCACGCAGGAACUUCGCAAACAGCUUUUGGAACGUGAGGAGGAACUUGAAACGCUCUCCACAUCUCUUCAGCAGAAGCAAAGGCGGGCAGAUGAGGAGACGUUGAGUGUGGCCUCCGGGUCGUGUCUGAAGGAGGCUGGGCCCCUGUUGAAGGAGAUGUCCCUGUGUCUGCUGGAUCUUAAGGGCCUGUGCAGUGUCCUCACACAGAGAGCUCAAGGAAAAGAGCCCAACCUGGCCCUGCUGCUUGGAAUCAAAUCUAUGAGCUGCUCAGCGGAGGAGAACGAGAAGCCGCUGAUGGAGGACGGUUUACGGGCCAAGCUGGUGGAGGUGUGCCAGCUGAGAAAAGACAUUGACGAGCUGCGGACGGUCAUCUCAGACCGUUAUGCUCAGGACAUGGGUGAGAACUGUGUGACGCAAUGACGCCCGACUCUCCAGAGGCUUCCAUUUCCACCUUGUCGGGACAGACGGCGUUCCAAGCGCUUGUAAAGGGAGAAUAAAGUCAACCUGAUGGAAACAGUCUUUCUGACUACUAAAGGUUGGGCCAAGCUGUGAAUCCAGUUUACAAGGACGUCUUUUCAAGAAGUUUGUUGUUUGUUUUCUUGUGGACAUUGAAUCUUCAAGGAGUUUGAAUGAAUGUCGUGUGUUUUUAAUAUAUUUAUUGAGACUGGUGGAGGCCUUGCUGGUCCUGUCAGUCACCUUUGAGGGAAAGUAGAGCAACUGGUGUCUUAAAGUGCCUUGUGUUCCUGUUUCUGUACCUCCAAACUUCAUGAAGUCACAGUCAUUUUUACCCAAAGAAGCUGGUCCAUCCGUUUCCCAACAGCUACAAGUCGCAGGUCGACGUUCAGGAUCCUCUAUAUUGGGAAAAACACCAGGAAUCGCAGCAAACGAAGGAUCCUUCAUCGGCAACACCCUGCAUCUCAUCUGAAGUACAUUAGCGUAAAUGUUUCAUUUAAAAAUAAAAGACAGCAUAGGAAUCCAGGUUAAUCUAUUCAGGACACCGUUUAACUAUUUUUAAUUAGAAUAAAAUAUGAGCUGCUUUUUUAACGCUGCGGCACAGUUCAGUUCAGAACAAGUUGCACAUGUUGAGUUCCAAAGUCAGACAGGAAACAGAAUGUUCUGCAGAUGAUACAUUUCCUGUGACCUCCUGAACACGCUUAUGACAGUUUAUAUACUCCAGAUAAUCCUUGUUACAAUUAGGAAUAUGGACGAAAUCAAUGCAAAAACUUGUUCACUCAGGUAUUUUUAGAGUUUUCUUUUAUUCGUUGUGGUUCUGAAUCGUUUCAGAAGAGAUUUGACUCUUAAGUGUAAGUUCAUUUUGACCCCAAGCUGAGUUUGUUUUAUAGUUGAUUAUGUAAAGUCCAGAGAUGCGGUCAUGUCAACCUUUGCACACGUAUUUGCACCAAGGUGACGAACGUUUUAAAUAUUUACAGUACAAAUGUCUAUAUACUGCUUAUGUAUUGUGACUAAUCUCAUUGUAUUUAAAGUAUAUUAAGCAUGUUUAGAAUUUCAAAUGGAGGUUUUGUCAUAAUGUGCUCAUAAUAUCGUGCAUGUGCAUAGUGUUAGAAUUAUUUUUCUUUUUAUUUAAAGGAAUUGAUUAGUUAAAUAUUACAAGUAUACUGUGCUAUGCAACCUCACAUUAACCAGCAUUUAUUACACAUUUCUGCAGACAUUUAAUAUUAUUCUGUGCCUUUACGAAUCUAUGCAGCAGAACCACAGUAAUCGAAGGGUAUUUUCCAUAACUGGCAGAGACAGAGUUUUCUCCGAGAACUUUAUUUCAUAAAGGUGCAGGCGAGCUAAGCCAUAUUCACAAGCAAUGCAUAUUUUUCUCAGGCAGAGAGAGAUGCUAAUAACCUGAUGGAGAAUGUAUGUGGUGCUCUUCAUUGUGCAUUACAGGACAGUGUGAUAUCUGAUAGCAUGCUGAAUUGUGUAGAUAUAAAUAUAUAUAUAAAUAAAUACAAGAGCAAUGUGCAUUGAUUGACAUGACCGACUCACUGUGCACUGAAAGCCACUGGUUGGCUUAACAGUAUGUUUGAAUUUCACUUCAGUCUUUUAAAUCUUAAGCUUUUAAUUUUCCAGCUAGAUUUUACAAAAGCCAAAGGUCUAUUUAUGUACAACGUUUUUCUCAAAAGUAUUAACUAUUUUUCCAUUUUGUAAAAUGCUUUUCAUUUGUACAAAUGUCAAAUAAAGUAUUUUUCUACA
Molecule: messenger RNA, 4333 nt
Organism: Ctenopharyngodon idella (grass carp)
Lineage: Eukaryota; Metazoa; Chordata; Actinopteri; Cypriniformes; Xenocyprididae
Gene: cep85l
Product: centrosomal protein 85, like
Cellular component (GO): centrosome
Source: RefSeq, a predicted model, not a curated record